AUGACAGACUACAACUACAUUUUUGAAGGCUGGGCCGGCCACGACCCCGAUUGUGUGAAAGGAAACCUGAAGUGGGAAACCUACGAGCCUAAGCCCUGGUCUGAAGACGAUGUCGACAUCCAGAUCUCGCACUGCGGAGUCUGCGGAUCCGAUAUCCAUACCCUACGCUCUGGCUGGGGUCCCGCCAUGUACCCUUGUGUUGUCGGUCACGAGAUUAUCGGCAAAGCCGUCCGCGUGGGCAGCAACGUCAAGCACGUCAAAGUAGGCGAGCGCGUGGGCGUGGGCGCCCAAGCUGCCUCCUGUCUGAAGCCCGACUGCGCCAUGUGUGCCGACGGACUAGAGAACCAUUGUCAAAAGAUUGUGGGGUCGUACAAUGGCAUUUUCGCCGAUACUCAGAGUAAGAGCUACGGCGGGUAUGCAAAGUAUAGUCGUACGCCAGGGCAUUUUGUCAUUCCCAUCCCUGAUGGCAUUGAUAGCGAGCAUGCAGCGCCGCUGAUGUGCGGUGGCGUGACAGUCUUCUCGCCGCUGAGGAGGUACGGGGCGGCUGGAAAGCGGGUUGGUGUUAUUGGAUUGGGUGGCCUGGGACAUUUUGCUGUACUAUUUGCCAAGGCCAUGGGCGCAAAGGAAGUCGCUGUUAUCUCGCGGACGCGAAGUAAAGAGGAGGAUGCGAAGAAGUUGGGUGCAGACCGUUUCAUCGCCACGGAAGAAGAUGGCUGGAGUAGCGGCACCAAUGCUUCUUCGCUAGACCUCAUCAUCUCGACCGUUUCAUCGGACAAUAUGCCGUUCUCUGGGUACUUGAACCUAGUGGCGUUUCGAGGCACGUUUGUGCAGGUGGGUGCGCCAGAGGAUCCAAUGCCUGGAUUUGCGGCGUGGCAACUUAUUAUGAGUGAAGUACAUAUCACGGGGUCGGCUAUUGGACCGCCAAAGGAGAUCAAGGAGAUGUUGCAGGUGGUUAAGGAAAAGGGAGUGAAGCCUUGGACGCAGGCGAUUCCAAUGGCCGAGGCGAACCGGGCGAUUGUGGAGUUUGAAGAGGGCAAGCCCAGGUACAGAUUUGUGCUCACAAAUUAG
Molecule: messenger RNA, 1068 nt
Organism: Pyrenophora tritici-repentis Pt-1C-BFP
Lineage: Eukaryota; Fungi; Ascomycota; Dothideomycetes; Pleosporales; Pleosporaceae
Product: AdhP, Zn-dependent alcohol dehydrogenase
Biological process (GO): alcohol metabolic process
Molecular function (GO): zinc ion binding; alcohol dehydrogenase (NADP+) activity
Source: RefSeq, a predicted model, not a curated record